AUGACUGUUUCAAAGAAAUCAAAAACUAUUGCAAAAAAGGAUAAUAAUAUGAAAGAUGAUGAUACAAUUAUGAAUGAAGAAUUAAAUAAUAAUAGUAAUAGUAAUAAUAAUAAUAAUAAUAAUAAUAAUAAUAAUAAAAACACAUCUACAAAUAGUACUACUGCAUCAACGACAACAAAGCCGAAAAGUCAAUCAGACUCACCACCACUUUCAAAUUCAUUAAUGACAAGAUCAAGAUCAAAACAAUCUCCACAAAUUUCAUCAGCAAACUCAUCAAACAAUAACAAUAAUAAUACAACAACACCAGCCAAUAAUAAUGGUAAAUCAAAUAAAAACAACAACAAUAAUAUAGCAACAUCAAAAAGACCACCAACUAGAAGUAAGAGUGGUAUUAUUAAUAAUAGUAGUAGUAACAACAACAACAACAAUAAUAAUAAUAAUAAUAAUAACAAUGAAGAAGAGGAAGAAGGUAAAACUGAAGAGUUACAAGAUGAAUAUACAUUGGAAUCCAGUGACGAUGACGAUACUAGUAAAAAAAGCAAUAAUGAUGAAAAACCAUUACCACAACCACCUGUAAAUAAAAACAAACCAAAUAAAAAGUUAAAAAACGAUAAUGAAGGAGAAAAUGAGGAAGAUGAAGAGGAGGAAGAAGAAGAGGAGGAGGAAGAAGAGGAGGAGGAAGAAGAGGAGGAUAUAUAUAUAGAAAAUGUACGUGACGUUAUAAAGAGUGACGAUGAUCAAUCAUUUGGAGAUUCAUCAGCUGAUGAAAAGAAACCCAAUAAUUCAGUGGCAAAAAAAGCACCAAAUAAUACAAUGACAAUCAAAGCUACAAGAUCAACAUCAAGAACUAGAGGUGGUACCACAGCACAAUCAACUCCACCACCUCCCCCACCAUCAAGAACAAGAGGUGGUAAGAAAGCAGCACACAUUAAAAACAAUAUAGAAUCUGAAGAGUCCUCAGAAGAAGAAGAAGAAGAAGAGGAGGAGGAGGAUGAAGAAGUUCAAGCAUCAUCAUCUUCUUCUUCUUCAAGAAGAGGUGUUAGACAAAUUAAUGCAACAACAGCAAAAAAACCACCAGCCUCUAAAUCGAAAAGUCAACCUUCACCACCAACCAGUAAUAGUUUAAAUGGAAAACGAAGAAGAACUCCACUAAAUAAAAUUGAAUCGGAAUCGGAAGAAUCAGAUGAAAGUUCAGAUGAAUAUGAAACACCAAUAACCACUUCAAAAAGUAAAGUACCAAUUAAAAAAGGAGGUAGUAAGAAAGCGGCAGCAUCACCAACAACAACAAAACUUGAUAAAAGUAAGAGCAACAUCAGUAGUAGUAGUAGUAGUAGUAAUAGUAAUAAUAAGAAAAAACAACUUGGAGUAACGAAAUCAAGGGUACCAUUGAAAGGAAAAGGAAAAAUCAAGAAUUCAUCAUCCGAAGAUGAGGACGACGACGAUGAUGAUUCUGAUGAACAAAACUUUGACGAAAGUGAUGAUUUUGCAAGUGAAAAUAGUUCAGAGGAACAAGCAUCAGAUGAUGAAUACUAUAUGAGUGAAGACGAUCCUUUGGAUCAAAUUGAAAUCCCGAUCGCGGAUGAUGAUGAAUUAAGGGUUCAAAAGGUUUUAACACAAAGGUUAUUUAAGAAAAAGUUUUUAUCUCUUCCAUAUUCACUUUUAGAUUUCAUAAAAUUACAACCUCAAUUUGUACCACCUUCUUUAUCAAUAGCCUCACCACCACCAACUACAACUUCAACUCCAACUCCAACACCAAAUACAACUACAAAUACUUCACCAAGUUUAACUUCAAUUAUAUCAUCAGAGUCAACUAAUACUACUACUACCACCACCACCACCACACCAGUUGAUAAAAAAGAUGAACAAAUGAAAGAUACUGAAUCUACAACCACCACCACUACUACAACUACUAAAAAUACAGAGUCAACUUCUACCGAUAAAGUAAAAGACGAAGAAAUGACUGAUAUCAAUUCUAAAACAAAAGAGACUAUUAUUAAAACUGAAACCACAAUUAAAGAACAAGAUGGACCAAAAGAAACUGUAGCAGUAGCCACAACAAAAACUACAACAACUGUAAAAGAUGAUGAUAAAAUGAAAGUUGAUGAAUCAUCUACAACUAAAACAGCAACAGAGGUUUCAAAUGAAGCAACAGAGGUUUCAAAUGAAGCAACAUCAGCAGCAGCAGCAACAACAACAACACCACCACAACCACCAAUUACAGAAGAGAUUAGAUUUUUAGCAUUAUUUAAAAAUAAAUCAUAUAGAAGUGUAAGAUGGGUAACAGAAAAAGUUAUUGAAAAAGAAAAAGAGAGUCCAACAUUAAUAAAGUUAUUGAAAACCGUUAGAAAUACACCACCACCAGCAAUAAAGAAUGAAUCAGAAGCCAAUCCAUUCAAUUAUUUCUCACCAGAUUGCACAGUGAUUGAAAAGAUUUUAGCAAAGAAAGAGACUAAAGCAGGUAAAUCCAAAAAGAUGACAACAUUUUAUCUCUGCAAAUGGAAAACACUACCCCAUGAAAAGAGUACAUGGGAGGAUGAAAAUAUUUUAAUCACCGAAGAGGAUCAAGCAGCAAUUAAACAAUUCAAUGCCAAUCAGUUACUUUUGGAUCAACCAAAGAAAUAUGUUAAUCGUCCAACUAAAUUACCCAUUUUCAACAAUGAAUUGGUACCAAAAUUCCAAGAUAACCUCUCAUUAAAGGAGUUCCAAGUUGAGGGUUUCCUAUGGCUUAGUUAUUGUUGGUAUCAUUGUAGAUCCUCUUUGUUGGCUGAUGAAAUGGGUCUGGGUAAAACCAUUCAAUCCAUUGCUUUCCUUCAAUACCUUAGUCAAUCUGUAGGUAUUAAAGGUCCAUUUUUGGUGGUUGCACCACUUUCAACCCUUGGUAAUUGGCAUAAAGAAAUCUUAAAAUGGACAAAAAUGAAAACUCUUGUAUUUUAUGGUUCUCAAGAAACUCGUGGUUUCAUUUCAAAAUAUGAAUUUAAACAUAAAGAUACCUAUCUCUUUGAAGUACUCUUAACAACCUAUGAAACUAUUAUGUCUGAUCAUUCUUCAUUCGUUAGAGUACCUUGGAGAGCUUUAAUUUUAGAUGAAGGUCAUCGUAUUAAAAAUGAUAAAUCCAAAGUUUUAAGUAAAUUAAAAUCAAUUAAAACUGAACAUUCAAUUAUUUUAACAGGUACACCAUUACAAAAUGAUAUGAAAGAACUUUGGACAAUGUUAAACUUUUUAGAUCCAGAUAAAUUUAAUAGUUGUCAAGAAUUUUUAGAUGAAUAUAGUGAUUUGAAAGAAGAGUCACAAGUUUCAAAACUUCAUCAAUUAUUAUCACCCUAUUUAUUAAGAAGAAUGAAAGAGGAUGUAGAGUUAUCAAUUCCAAUUAAAGAGGAGACAGUUAUACAGGUUGAAUUAUCAUCAACACAAAAAACCUAUUAUAGAGCCAUUUUAGAGAGAAAUAGAGAAUUUCUUUCAAGAGGUAUUAAACAAAAAACCAAUUUACCAAAACUUUCAAAUAUUAUGAUUCAAAUUAGAAAGGUUUGUAAUCAUCCAUUCUUAAUCCCAGGCGCAGAAGAAUCAAUAGUUAAACAAGAAAAGAUUGCAGGUGAUGAGGAAUUGGGUGAACUUUUAGUUAAAUCAAGUAGUAAAUUGGUGUUGGUCGAUAAGUUGCUUCAAAGAUUGAAAGCAGAGGGUCAUCAAGUGUUAAUCUUUAGUCAAAUGGUUGAAUCUUUGAAUAUUUUAGAGGACUAUUUACAAUAUCGUGAAUAUACCUACGAGAGAUUGGAUGGUUCUAUAAAAUCAGAAGUUCGUCAAGCUAGUAUUGAUCGUUUCCAAGAUAAAGGUGCCAAUAGAUUCGUUUUCCUUUUAUCAACAAGAGCAGGUGGUGUUGGUAUCAAUUUAACAACAGCCGAUACCGUUAUUCUUUUCGAUAGUGAUUGGAAUCCACAAUCAGAUUUACAAGCUCAAGCUAGAUGUCAUCGUAUUGGUCAAACGAAUAAUGUUAAAGUUUAUCGUCUCAUCACUAGAAAUACCUAUGAAGAGUAUUUAUUUGAAUGUGCUACUAAAAAGUUAUUAUUGGAUCAUAUUGUAUUAAGUACCAAUAAAGAUAAGAAACAAACCAAUACUACUCCUAUUUCUACUACCACUUCAUCAUCUUCUACUACCACCGCCUCCUCCUCAUCAAAUGUUGAUUCACCAUCACCAGGUGAUACACCUUCCAAUUCAAAUCCAUUCAAAGUUUCUGCUGGUGAUGCACCAUUGGUAGAGGACCCAAAUACACCAAGUCAAAUUAGUCAAAUGUUAAAGUAUGGUGCUGCUUAUCUUUUCGCCGAAACAACUGAUGAAGCAAAUAAACAAGAUAAAAUCAUGAUCAAUGAAGAUAUCGAUAAGAUUUUAGAACGUUCAACCACCAUUCAAUUUGAUGAAAAGAAUAGUAAACCUUCAAGUUUAUCCGGUUUUUCAAAGGCUACAUUUGCUUCAAGUGAAACCGAUAUGAAUGUGGAUAUGAAUGAUGAAAACUUUUGGGAAAAGGUUUUACCAGACUAUAAGACCGUUAAACAACUUGAAGAAAAACUUGCAAGUGGUUCAGCUCUUCAAUCCGAAGAAUCUCGUGCCAUUUUUGUUCAAGAUAUUCUAGAUUUAGCUCAAACCAAAAAGGAUGAUGUUGUCGAUAGUGUUUCAAUCGAAUUUAUUGGUGAUUUGGUUAAAUUGAUUAUGCGUGUAGAGUUUAAUACAAGGUUUACACUUGAAGAACGUGAAAAACUUCAACAAACUAAAUUACUCUUGGAGAAACCAAGAACUAGAAAACGUGUCAUUCCAGAGGUUAUUCAAAGUCAACAACAUCACCAUUCCGAUAAUAAAAAGAAGAAACAAUCAAACAAUAUUCUAUUGGCUGAUUCCGAUAGUAGUAGUGAUGGUGGUGGUGGUAGUGAUACUGAUUUCAUCUUACCAGAUGAUGGUGAUUCCUAUGAAUCUGAUGAUCAACACGUUGAAACAUUGGAUAAUACUGUAAACUCUCUUUCAAACCCACCAUUGAAACAAAGAAAAAGUGAAAAGAAAUCACAAUUCUCUGGUUCAUUGAGUGGUAUUGGUGGUCAAUCUUCAAAUAAAUUGGGUGGUGGUAAUCAAUCUUCAUCCAGUGGCGGUGGUAGUAGUGGUCAAUCUACAAAUGCUCAAUCGAUUAUCAAUGCCUCUUGGAAUAAAUCUCAAAAAGAUAAAUUCAAAUCAAUUCUACUUAAAGUUGGUUUCCAUCGUUGGAAGAAAAUUCAAUCAGAAUUGGCAACUCAAUCAGUUUUAAAAUCACCAGGUGAAAUACAAUCAGUCUCUGAAUCAUUCUUGGAGGUUGGUUUAAAACAACAAGGUUCAAUCAUUAAAGAUUUUUAUGAUUCUUUAUUGGAUGAUACUUCAACUUAUAAUUUCCAUAAAAUGGGUUUCAAUACUGAAAAUAAAAUCAUUCUCAAUGAUGCAUCCAAAUUAAAUGCCGCUGCCGCUUCAGCCUCUUCCUCUUCUGAUAAACCAACUCCACCUCCAAUUAAAAGAUUCCACGUUAAGAGAACCUUUAAUGCAAAUGGUUUAUUCUGUGCUCAACAAUUAACAAUUAGAUGGAAUAUUGAAGAACCAAAAUCUAAUGAUAAAGAAACUCAAAUAAAAGUUGAAGAAAAGGAAAAAUCAACUGAAUCAAAAUCAUCAUCUAAUGACGAAAAAGAUGUUUGUGAAAAAGUUGAAAAAGGUGAAAAAGAAAUUUCAAGUGAUAAGGUUGAUGAAAAUAAAGAAAAAGUUGAAAAUAAUGAAAAGGUUAAUGUUGAUGAAAAAUCCAAAGAUAAUGAAAAAUCUAAUGAUAGUGAAAAAUCAAAAGAUAAUGAAAAAUCUAAAGAUGACGAAAAAUCUAAAGAUGAUGAAAAAUCAAAAGAUGACGAAAAAUCACAAGAUGAUGAGAAAUCUAAAGAUGAUGAAAAAUCUAAGGAUGAUGAAAAAUCAAAAUUAGAAGAGAAUCAAGAUGAAUCCACUCCAAUGGAAGUUGAUAAAGAAUCUAAAUCUACUUCCUCAAGUGAAAAACAAUCUAUAGAGAUAAAAGAAGAGAAAGAAUCUGAAAAGAAACCUCAAGAUAAUGAUAAUGCCACAGAAAAUGGAGUUAAAUCACCAUCUACAACUAAUACUGAUUCAAAGUUAACUUCACCUUCUACAGCAACCACAACUACUACCACUACCACUACAACAACACCUACUACUACUACUGCGACAACAGUUAAACCAUUAUCAUUAAAGAAUCCAUGUAAAGAAUCUGCUUAUUAUUUAGUAAUUGUAAACGAAGAUUUUGGUAGUCAACAAAUCCUUAGAACCUAUCCAAUGAGCGAUGUAAAUCAAGGCUCUACAGAUGUUUGUUUACCAGGUUUUGCAAAUAAAUACGAGUUUAGAGUUAUUCAUUCAAAUCCAUCCAAUAACUCUUUCUCCUUUGUUAGUGAACCACUCAAAUUUACAUUAACAAGUAAUUUAAUUUGGCAUCAAGCUGAUUUCCCUUCAUUCUCAACUAGAGUUCAAACUGUAUUGACUCGUUUAGUUCAAAUGAGAGCAAUUAAACAAUUGGUAACCAAAUAUGGUAAACAAUUAACUAAUCUCUCCAUCCCAUACAUUUCAAGAGGUCCUAUUCCAACAUGGACUCAAGAAAAUGAUAAGAGUUUAUUAGUUGGUGUCUAUAAACAUGGUUAUGGAAAAUAUCCUGAAAUUUUCUUUGAUCCUGAAUUAGAUUUACUCUCAAAUGUAAAGAGAGGUCAACCAAAUACUUUUUCACCAAAUCCAACUAGUAAUAAUGAUCAAAAUAAUAAUAAUAAUAAUAAUAAUAGCAAUCAAAACAAUACUGAUAAUAUUGAUAGUGAUAGCGGUAAUAAUAAUAAUCAAAACUCUUCAACUAAUCAACAACAACAGCAACAGCAAUCUGAAAAGAUUCCAUCAUCCGAAUCAUUAAGAAGAAGAAUCCAAAAGGUUACUGAUCAAAUCUUGAAAAAAGAACAUAGUGAUAUGAUCAUGAAACAACAUAUGGCUCAACAAAAACUACAUCAAUUACAACUACAACAACAAAUGAAAGAACAAAAAGAAAAAGAAUUUCAACAACAACAAAACCAACCAAACCAACAAAAUCAACCAGGUCAACAAAAUCAACAAACUCAACAUGGUCAUAGUGGUAGUCAUAAACAAAAAUACUCAAAUGAUUACUUUGACGAUUUCGUUAGUAGAUCAGAUUUUAGUGGUGGUGAUAUUUCCGAUGUGGAAAUUGAUGAUUAUAUUAAAUCAAAGAAAAUGAAACAUUCUCAUAAUAGUUCAAAUAAUAAUAGUAAUAAUAACAAUAAUAGUAAUAGUAAUAAUAAUAAUAACAAUAAUAAUAGUAAUAAUAAUAAUAACAGUACUAGUAAUAGUGGCUACAAUAGCGGUAAUAAUAAUAACUAUAGCAACAAUAGUAGUAAUAAUAAUAACAAUAACAAUAAUAAUUCAUUCUUUGGUAAUAACAAUAGUAAUAACAAUAACCCAUUCUUUGGUAAUAAUAACAAUAAUAAUAAUAAAUUACCAUCAUUAGAUAGAAUGAUAAAUAAGAAUGAUAAUAGUUCACAUAGACAUCAUUCAUCUUCAAAACACAGUAAAAGUCAAUCUUCAAAUCAAAGUUCAAAACCAUUUAGCAAUAGUAGUAGUAGUAGUAGUAAUAAUAAUAACAAUUAUAAUAAUAAUAUUAAUAAUAAUAAUAACAAUAAUAACAAUAAUAAUAAUAAUACAAAUAGUAAUAUAUUACAAAUUAGAUUACAAUGGGAAAAUAGAAUUUAUCCAAUUUCAAUACCAAUUUCAUCAACAAUGGAAUCAUUAAAGAGAUUGUUUAUUGUUAAAGCUGGUAUUCAAUCAGUUGUUUCAAAUACAGGUGAAGAUGCAAAUAAUAUUCUUAGAUUCUAUUAUGAUGGUCAAGUUGUGCCAAUGGGUGUUAAAGUUGUUGAUUAUAUUAGAGAUGAUCCUCGUAUUACUGCAGUUUGGGAAUCUAAAUGGAAGACUAUUCAAGUUAAAGGUUUUGAAUUUGAAAGUGUUUUAAUGAAUGUUCAAGAUGAUACAUUAUUGGAAGAUAUUGUCAAGGCAUACUUUAUCAAUUCUCAUCCACCUUAUGACAUAAAGAAUCUUAGAAUUGAAGUAAAUGGUAAAGUAUUGCCAUUAAACUCUGAUAUUGGUACCAACAAGAUUAAAAAUGAAUCAUACCUAUUGAUUGUUCCAUCACAAGAUAUUAUUCGUGUUUUCGUUACACCAUCUUGGGGUGCUGAAAAAGAAACCUAUGCACUUCAUAAACAAACAACAAUGCUCUCAAAAUUAAUGGAUUCUUUCUUGAAAAAACAUUCAUUACAACCAAAACAAAUCGAUUUCUAUAUACCACGUUUAAAUUGUUCCCUCUCUGGUGAUAAAAACCCUUCACAAAUGGGUAUUGAAAACGAAACAGAGAUUACAGCUAUCCUUUUAUUGGUACGUGUCGAUGCAUCUUACAAUGGUACUACAGUUCCUUACUUUUUAAGUACAACCACUUCUUUUGAAUCAUUAUUCCAUCGUUUCUGUGAAAAAGUUAAAAUUGAUAGGAAAUCUACAAUUUUCUCUUAUGAAGGUAAACGUUUAUUAAAUGAACAAACUCCUGAAGGUAUUUAUAUGAAACCUCAUGCAAGUAUUACUGUAAUUAAUCAUGGUUCUAAUAACAAUAACAAUAAUAAUAAUAUUAAUAAUAAUAUGAUGGGUAGUGGUAUUGGAUCACCAUCAAUUUCAACAUCACCUCAACAACGUCAACCAAAUCUUCCAUUAUCUCCUUCUCAUCAUCAACAAUCACAACAGCAUCACCAACAACAACCAUUAUCUCCACAACGUCAACAAAUUCCAAAAUCAACACAACAAAAAUCUCAUCAACAACAUCAUCAACAACAACAACAGCAACAACAACAAAAUCAUCACCAUCAUCAUCAAUCACCACAACAACACCAAUUACCAAGUAUUAUCGAAGUUGAGGUUAAAUUAGUAGGUCAAGAUGCUGGUAGUUUUAUUAAAAUGCACACCCAAAAUCCAUUCCCACUCGAUAUCUUAAUGGAUAAAUUUUGUCAAGAACAUAACCUCAUUAAAAGCCGUACUCUUUUCACUUACAAAGGUCAAAAAUUAAAUCCAAAUGAUACUCUUGCAACAAUAAAUUUACAAGAUCAAGAUAUUAUUCAAUGUCAUUUGUUAAAAUAA
Messenger RNA from Dictyostelium discoideum AX4, 9216 nucleotides. RefSeq names its product chromo domain-containing protein. Gene Ontology annotation, molecular function: nucleotide binding; ATP binding; hydrolase activity. Bases 1 to 9216 code for a protein of 3071 amino acids. The transcript is spliced from 4 exons. Lineage: Eukaryota; Evosea; Eumycetozoa; Dictyosteliales; Dictyosteliaceae. Gene Ontology annotation, cellular component: nucleus. The record is from RefSeq and is a predicted model, not a curated record.